Molecule: messenger RNA, 4008 nt
Organism: Seriola dumerili (greater amberjack)
Lineage: Eukaryota; Metazoa; Chordata; Actinopteri; Carangiformes; Carangidae
Gene: osbpl1a
Product: oxysterol-binding protein-related protein 1-like
Exons: 29
Coding region: 237-3191 (984 amino acids)
Cellular component (GO): intracellular membrane-bounded organelle; membrane; cytosol
Molecular function (GO): cholesterol binding; protein binding
Source: RefSeq, a predicted model, not a curated record
GCUGGAUUCCGCCAUCGGUCAGAUCCGCGUCGGUUGGAGACGGUAAAUGAGGAGUGUGUGUGUCAGUGUGUGUGUGUGUGUGUGUGUGUGUGUGUGUGUGUGACGGUGUGAUGUCGGUGCUGCAGUAGAGCAGCAGGAAACGGCUCAGAGGGGCUUAAAUCAUCACAUGCAGCUUCACCGGGGGCCUGAGUGAGAGGACUUCACCUCACUGGACUGGACCAGCACAAACAGGGUCCAUGGAGGAGCUGGACCCAGAGGAGCAGUUCCUGCGCUGCGCCAGGAACGGAGAUCUGCCUGGGAUCCAGAAGCUCCUCAUGUCCAAGAUCAGAGAGGAGACACAGAUCAACAUCAACUGCAAAGGAAAAAGUAAAUCCAACCUGGGCUGGACGCCUCUUCACCUGGCCUGUUACUUUGGACACAGAGAUGUGGUGGAGGAAUUACUCAAGGCGGGGGCAGACGUCAACUUGCCCAAUAACAUCGGAGACACGGCGCUGCACAAAGCCGCCUUCACAGGAAGAAAGUCAAUCAAUCAAUCAAUCACUGAAUCACGUAUUGAUCAGGAGGUUGUCAUGCUGCUGCUGCACUAUGAUGCAUGCGCUACUGUCAUCAAUGGGACAGCACAGAUUCCCAAAGAUGUCACUCAAAAUGCAGAAGUCAGAAGCAUGUUGGAAGCGGCUGAAAGAACAGAGGAGAGGAAACUGGAGGAGAAACUUUUGGAAGCUGCACGAGAAGGAGACCUUCCAACUCUGAAUCAGCUGCUCAGCAGGAAGAAGCUUCCAGACAUCAACUGCACAGACCUGCUGGGUAACACGCCGCUGCACUGUGCAGCCUAUCGCGGCCAGAGGCAGUGCGCCCUGAAGCUGCUGCGGAGCGGAGCCAGCCCCAACAUCAAGAACAAGAACAACCAGACAGUGUUUGACCUGGCCAGCGAUACAGCAAUGAGGCAGGUCCUUGAAGGCAGCGUUCAUCGAGGUAUGACCCACCACGUCAAGAAGUUCGAGGGACUCCUGUGGAAGAGCUCCAGGUUCUUUGGCUGGCGCUCCUACUGGGUCGUCCUUCAGGAUGGAGUUUUAUCCUGGUACUCAAAACAGUCGGAUGCAGCUUCUAAUGUCAGACGUCAAGGCUGUAAGUCCCUGACACACGCCCACUGCUUGAUCAGAGCCAAGGAUCACUGCUUUUUUACCCUCAAGUGCUUCGAUGACAGCGUGCAUCACUUCAAGGUGUCGCCUAAAAACGACCCCGAGGCAACAAGGAAAGCGUGGCUGGAAGCGCUGGAGGAGCACUCGGCCUACAGCACACACUACUGCUCCCAGGAGCAGGGCAGCGAGGAGGAGGAGGAGGAAGCGGUGUCACUCGGGGAGUUAACAGACUCACUUCAGGCAGCGGAGAGCAGCCACAGGAAGCUGGAGAAGGAGGUGGCAGCUUUCCUGUCCAUGUUGAAGAAUGACAAGCUGCUGGCAGAAAGCUUUCCGUCCUCCGUGCUGCAGAAGAUGGAAGAAAUCUGUGAGUUGUCCAGUGAGACCAGCUCCAGUCUCAGUGUCUGUCUCGGCCUCUUCUCCAGACAGGAAGGGGUGCGCAGUCUGAAAUUGGAGCAGGAGGUGGAGAAGAAUAAGAUCCUCUCGGAGGCGCUGCAGACUCUGGCCACAGAGCACCACGAACUUGAACAAUCCGUCGUCAAGGGAUCUUCGCCGCGCAGCGUCCUGAGCGAGGAUGAGUUCCACGACGCCGUGUCUGAGUCGGACUCGGAGCUCUCCCUGAGCGGCUUUGAGACGGUGGCCAGCCAUUCGUUUGAGGAGGACGAGGAGGAGGACGAAGGCUCUGUCAUGCUAAGCAGCCCUUGCAGCAGCCCCACCAGCAUGUUGCAGGAGGAUCACCAUGGCGACAAGGACGAGACUCAGCCCAAUGGGAUCACAAAGCACAGGACCAGUUUACCUGCACCCAUGUUUUCAAGAAACGACUUCAGCAUCUGGAGUAUCCUGAGGAACUGCAUUGGAAUGGAACUCUCCAAGAUUACAAUGCCGGUCAUUUUUAACGAGCCGCUCAGCUUCCUGCAGCGUCUGACAGAGUACAUGGAGCACACGUACCUCAUACACCAGGCCAACGCCUCAUCAGACUCUAUUGAGAGGAUGAAGUGUGUGGCUGCGUUCGCCGUGUCAGCUGUGGCCUCCCAGUGGGAGCGCACAGGUAAACCCUUCAACCCGCUGCUGGGAGAAACGUAUGAGCUGGUCAGAGACGAUCUGGGCUUCAGGCUCAUAUCGGAGCAGGUGAGCCACCACCCACCAGUCAGCGCCUUCCACGCUGAGGGCCUGAAACAAGACUUUGUGUUUCAUGGAUCCAUCUACCCCAAACUCAAGUUCUGGGGCAAGAGUGUGGAAGCUGAGCCCAAAGGCAUCAUCACGCUGGAGCUGCCCAAGUACAAUGAAGCCUACACAUGGACAAAUCCUACAUGUUGUGUUCACAACAUCAUUGUGGGCCAGCUGUGGAUCGAGCAGUAUGGAAACGUGGAGGUGAUUAACCACAGAACUGGUGAAAGGUGCUUCCUGAAUUUCAAACCUUGUGGCCUUUUUGGCAAAGAACUGCACAAGGUUGAAGGAUAUAUUCUGGACAAAAGCAAAAAGAAGCUGUGUGCUCUCUAUGGGAAAUGGACGGAGUGCCUGUACGUCAUCGACUUCGCCGCCUUCGAGGCGCAUAAGAAAAAUGACAAGAAAGGAGCAGAGGAGAAAAAAGGCAGCAAAGCGGGCUGCAGCGAGGGUCAGGAGGAGCUUCCUUCACCUGCUGCAGACACUGUGCAGGUGAUUCCUGGCAGCCAGCUGCUGUGGAGAAUCGCACCCAGACCGGCCAACUCCGCCCAGAUGUACAGCUUCACGUCGUUUGCAAUGCAGCUGAACGAGCUGCACAAGGAGAUGGAGGGAGUCAUCCCUCAGACCGACUGCAGGCGGAGGCCGGAUAUACGAGCCAUGGAGAACGGGGACAUCGAUAUGGCCAGUGAGGAGAAGAAGAGGCUCGAGGAAAAACAGAGAGCUGCUCGAAAGAACCGCUCCAAAUCUGAAGAGGAGUGGAAAACAAGGAGUCCUGCGCUGGGUCCAAGGUGGUUUCAACAGGGACAAAACCCCCACAACAGCUCCCAGGACUGGCUCUUCUCUGGUGGGUACUGGGACAGGACGUACAGCGAGCUGCCGGACAUUUACUAACGGACACUUCCUGUCCAGUGUCGUCCGUGCCGAGCAGCGUCAACAGUUUUUUAAUGGAACAGCUACAGUAACUACAAGCUGUAUGCAAACAGUGUACUUCAACUGCGUGGCCUUAUUCUACUUUAUAAUGCUGAAACUGCAUCAAAAUGUCAAUAAUCAAUAUUUAAAAGGUCUGAAAUGUAAAGUUGUUUGACAAUGUUUUUGAGAUGUAGUAUUUGUAUUUAUACUGAGACCAGACUGUUUCUCUCCAUCAUGUUUUCAGCACAGUGGAGAGGUGCUGAUGAUGGUUUUAGUGUCCAUCUGUCUCUUUUUAAAUGUCCAUAAUAGUGUGUCGACUCUGGCUGUAUAUCUGUGCACAUACUUCACACGAAUCCGACCGUCAGUGACCUCAUCACGCCGUUCACAUUUCCUCUGGACUCGUGUUAAACUCACUAAACCGCUUCCAGUUCACUUCAUAUGAGAUGGAUGUGGGUGUCGGCCAUUUCUCCUGAUACAGUGAAACACACUAUAUUUUCUGCACCACUGUUACACAUGUGAUCUGAGUUUAAGAAUCAUCUGCCACGUGUUUUGUUUGUUUUUAUCUCGUCCACUGAAUCCUGUGUCUGUUAUGUUUCAUAUAUUAUAACACACAUAAGACUGAGUUCUGUAAAGAGGUUUAUUAAUAGUUCUGCUGAAACUCUAAAAUCUGUGCAUCAUACAAUCUGUCAGACUAAACAAAGCGGGUUGGGGGUUGUAAGGUCACGUGACAUGGAAAAUGUAGAAUUUUAAGGUGUUUUGCCUCCAUUAUAGUAUUUUAUUGCAAACCUAAAUAAAACAC